AUGGUUUGGAGUAGAUCUAUUUGCCUUCUCUCCUUCAUCUUGCUUUUUGCCCACAUAGCAGCUGUUUCGGUAAGAAGAGUUCUGCUCUUUGGGGUAUUUAGAAAUAUUAAUUCUGAUUUUGGUGAACAGAAGGAUAUUUCAGAAAUCAAUUUAGCUGCGGGCUUGGACCUCUUUCAAGGGGACAUCCUCCUGCGGAACUCCAGAAACGCCCUGAGAGAGCCCAACGCCAGAUGGAAGUUCCCCAUUCCUUACAUUCUGGCUGACAAUCUGGACCUGAAUGCCAAAGGAGCCAUUCUCUAUGCCUUUGAAAUGUUCCGCCUCAAGUCCUGUGUGGAUUUCAAGCCCUAUGAAGGAGAGAGCUCAUAUAUCAUCUUUCAGCAGUUUAGCGGGUGCUGGUCUGAGGUUGGCGACCAACACGUGGGACAGAACAUUUCCAUUGGCCGGGGAUGUGACUAUAAAGCCAUCAUUGAACAUGAGAUCUUGCAUGCUUUGGGAUUUUACCAUGAGCAGUCAAGGACUGACCGGGAUGAUUAUGUGAACAUCUGGUGGGAUGAAAUUAUUUCAGGUUACCAGCACAACUUUAACACCUACGAUGACAACUUCAUCACAGACCUCAACACACCCUAUGAUUACGAGUCUGUGAUGCACUACGGGCCUUUCUCAUUUAACAAGGAUGCAAGCGUCCCCACCAUCACGGCAAAAAUCCCUGAGUUCGACUCCAUCAUUGGGCAGCGCCUGGAUUUCAGUGCCGUCGAUUUGGAGAGGCUGAACCGAAUGUACAACUGCACCACAACUCACACCCUUUUGGACCACUGUGCUUUUGAGAAGACAAACAUCUGUGGGAUGAUUCAGGGUACCAGAGAUGAUGUUGACUGGGUCCAUGAAGACAGCUCUCAGCCUGAACAAGUGGAUCACACGUUGGUGGGACAAUGCACAGGUGCCGGCUACUUCAUGCACCUCAACACGAGCUCGGGGUCCACAGAAGAGGCAGCCCUGCUGGAGUCUCGGAUUCUUUACCCAAAGAGGAAGGAGCAGUGCCUGCAGUUUUUCUAUAGAAUGACAGGAAGCCCUUCAGAUAGACUCGUCGUCUGGGUCAGGAGGGAUGACGGCACGGGCAACGUCCGCAAGCUGGUCAAGGUGAAGACCUUUCAAGGAGACAGCGACCAAAAUUGGAAAAUUGCCCAUGUGACACUCAGAGAGGAAAAGAAGUUUCGCUACCUUUUCCAGGGCACAAAAGGUGACCCCCAGAACUCGAAUGGGGGAAUUUACCUGGAUGACAUCACUCUGACUGAAACCCCAUGCCCCACAGGGGUUUGGACAGUACGGAAUUUCUCCCAGGUCCUUCAGAACACCGUCAAAGGGGACAGGCUCCUGAGCCCUCGAUUCUACAAUUCAGAGGGAUACGGUUUUGGGUUGACCUUAUACCCUCAUGGAACAAACUCCAGUAGCCCUGGCUACAUAAGACUUGCAUUUCACUUGUGCAGUGGGGAGAACGACGCUAUCCUGGAGUGGCCAGUGGAAAACAGACAAGUGAUAAUAACAGUACUUGACCAGGAGGCUGAUGUCAGGAAUAGAAUGUCCUCAAGCAUGGUGUUCACUACCUCCAAGUCCCAGACAUCUUCAGCGAUAAAUGGCUCCGUCAUCUGGGACAGGCCGUCCAUUGUGGGGUCCUACUAUAGCGACUGUGACUGUUUUAGAAGCAUCGACUUGGGCUGGAAUAGUUUCAUGUCCCACCAAAUGCUAAACAGGAGGAGUUUUCUUAAAAAUGAUGAUCUUAUACUUCUUGUGGACUUUGAAGAUAUCACCCAUCUUAACCAGACUGAAGUUCAAGCUAAAGACAGCAGGAUGAUUCCCCAAGGCCUCAUUCUCCAAGGCCAGGAGCAGCAAGCCCCAGAAGAAGGUUCUGGAAAGGCCUUGUUAGAGAAGGCCCUACCUGACAGCCUGGACCAGGGGCAGUCCGGCCGACAGAAGCGGUCAGUGAAGAACACAGGCUCCCUGGAGGACCACAACUGGCCACAGUACUUCAGAGACCCGUGUGACCCAAACCCGUGCCAGAAUGAAGGCAUCUGUGUGAACGUGAAGGGGACAGCGAGCUGCAGGUGCACCUCUGGUCACGCCUUCUUCUACACGGGGGAGCACUGUCAGGCCAUGCAGAUGCAGGGCAGCAUCUUGGGCCUGAUGAUUGGAGGCACAGCUGGCGUGGUCUUCUUAACUCUCACCAUCAUCUCCAUCCAUUCUGGAAGGCGAAGGCAGUGACCCACCUCCUGAUGCUGGCCAAAAUGCAGAAGCGCCCCCUCCACUCACAACUUCCCUUUCUGUGCUCAGCACAGUUUAGAGUGGUUGUCAUUGGCUUUGCUUUGAAUAGGCCUCUGAGGACCAAGGCCUUCAGCCUCAGGUGUGACCGUAAUGGUUUUCCUUCCUCCGCUAUGGUGCUGUUACCCUGUGAUGUGCUCGGAAUAUAUCUGGUGUGUCCUGUGAUAACGUUCAUUACAUUUCUUUGUGAAUCACUUAUCUAAUCACCUGUCUUUCCUAUAGACUGUAAGCUCCAUGCGGGCAGGUCCUCAUUUACCGCACUAGCCCCAGGGCCAGAAACGUACUCAGUUGGCACAUGUGGGCUCUCAACCCAAGUGAAUGAGUGAACCAAUAAUUGAAUGAAUAACUAAGAUAGAGAAACUCUCUCAUUUCUACUGCAGA
This is a messenger RNA of Equus quagga, 2694 nucleotides long. RefSeq names its product meprin A subunit alpha (gene MEP1A). The coding region runs from base 1 to 2256 and encodes 751 amino acids. The record is from RefSeq and is a predicted model, not a curated record. Lineage: Eukaryota; Metazoa; Chordata; Mammalia; Perissodactyla; Equidae. Gene Ontology annotation, cellular component: membrane. Gene Ontology annotation, molecular function: metalloendopeptidase activity; zinc ion binding; protein binding. Gene Ontology annotation, biological process: proteolysis. The transcript is spliced from 13 exons.